AUGGAGGCGGAAGUUGCAGGUGUCCAAAAUCAAGGCUGGCGUAUGGACGGUGAUGGUGAUGUCACUACUCUGCCCAAUGAGGGAGAGAAGCAAGUGCGAGACACAGCGACAGGUGGAACAGUUUUUGAUAUCCUUCCAUGUAUAGUUCUGGGCUUAGUUUGAACUUUGAUCAAUUGAGUGGGUGAGAUUAUUGCAGGAUGCAUGAGAUCAAUGUCACUAAUUGAAACCAAAGUCGCAAGAAGACCACUCAGAUUAUUUAUUUAUUUUUUAAAGAAAUGGCAACAGAUUUACAUGUGAACGCUGUGUAUGAACGAUGUCUCAUGUCAUACUGAAUUGGUUAUGUUGUCUAUUUGUCUAUUUUUCAGAUGAUGAGUCUUCUAGGUUAGAGCAGGAACUCAAUGAAGUUAUUCUGCUCAUGGAUAACCAUGUAAGAGAAAUGUACAAUCUAAGACAGGUCUUGUUUUGUUCUCCUUCUCUCCCUGACUACUUAUUUUCUCUCCCUAUGUGUUUUCUCUAUAGGGGCUACAAGAUGAAUAUGUACAGUCUUUAGAUUGUCCACCACCUCCCACUUCUGGUUUUCUGGGAGUUCUUAGAUAUAAGAGGGAGUCCCAGGACCAAGCCCCAAACCCAAGGAAUGUCCUCCCAGAGGUACAACACUUUACCCAUCUGUCCACUACCACACCCUAAUCUCCCUCAUCUCUUCAUAGUCCAGUUUAUUAGUUCCAUGUGUCAGCCAGGGACUAAUGAUCGGAAUAUGAAAAGUCACAAAGGAUCGCCCUUCAAACCCAGCUCUUCUAUCUAGGAAGAUCUCUUCCACUCGGCAGGUAGCUUAGUGGGUAAGAGCGUUGUGCCAGUAACCGAAAGGUCGCUGGUUCUAAUCCCCGAGCCGACUAGGUGAAAAAUCUGUCGAUGUGCCCUUAAGCAAGGUACUUAACCCUAAUUGCUCCUGUAAGUCGCUCUGGAUAAGAGCGUCUGCUAAAUGACGUAAAUGUAAAAAUUCAACUGGCAUUGUGAUGUCCAGCAUUUGCAAGACCCUAGUAACUGUUAUGGUUUAAAAUACGUGCAAAGCACACCUGAAUAGUGAUGGGAAAUGUAUAACAGCUGUAAGUUUUAAGUGAUACGUUGGUGAUAUUUUUAUCCCUCCCCCCUGUAUGCAUGCACACACCCCUACUUCCAUUUUUUUUGUGACUACUGAACAAGCAAUGCCCUCCCCCACCCCUUCUGGUCCGACAGCAUUGUGAGAGGACCAUGGAGGUGGCUUUCUGAUACCUGAUGGGAAUAAAGAACACGCCCAUGCAACAGCACCCGAAGAGGAGGAGGAAUGCAGCCAGAACAAGAGGAAGGGGUGGAAAAGCAAAAAGGGACAAAUGAUGUUUAUGUCUAUGACCGUCCCCAAGUCAUUGCUGCCAUACAUAUUGAUCAUUUUAUCCUUUAAUGACGAUCUCACGCAUCCCCCGCCCCCAUAUCUUCUUAGUGCUGUGGCCCAGUUCCCAGCUUUGUGAGAUGUGGGAGGGGGCUUGCACUGCAGAGACCUGAUCGGGAGGAUGAUGCAACACUCCCACCUGACAAUCAGCCAACCAGAGAGGAGGAGGAGCUGCAGGCCCAGGCCAGGGACAGAGAGGAGCGCAGGUAUGAGGGGUCAUGGAUUAAAGGUCAAAAUAAGGGACAAAUGUGCAUCUGAUUCUCUGUCUAGGAAACUGGUGACCCUAAGGCAGCUUGCUGCCUAUAUAUUAUUGGAUCAUUGGUUAUCCUUACUAAUGGAUAAUCUGCAUCUGCUAUUAUUUUCUUAGUGUCUGACUCUCUAUUGUUCUCCAUGCUUUGGGAUUGGGAAGAAUAGUCUGAAAUCCCAUAAGCAUAAUCAGGUGUGCUUGAUUGAGCUUGCCUUGUGUGCCGGAUGGUGGAGUUUGAAUUUAGGACUAACAAAAUGGUUCCAAAAGUGUGAAGCCCAUCUCUCCUGAGUCCUGCACACAGAAUGACUGAAAUCCAGCACAUCACUAGCAAACUCCGCCUCUUCCUCCUCAGAAGCAGGAGCAAGAGCGAGAGAGACUCUACCAGGACACACAGUCAACCCUCCGAUCUGCAGAUACCUGUGAGUACGCAACAGUUUAUAAACACACAUUUAAAUAUGAGUCUGUUUUCUGUGGAAAUGAUCAAUUAAUCGCUUUAAGUUCAUUCAGGAUGUUCAUUUUUAUAUAUAUUUUUUAAAAGCCAUAUAUUUCCAUUAACUUUGAACUGAUGGAGUUGAAAUGUCAUUGACCUCUGUCUGCUCUGCUGUCCUGUUUCAUAGACACACCCCUCUCUAGGACCAUCAGCUACCAGCUGUCCACCUGUACAGCCAAAGAGGCACAGUGGACUGUUACACAACAUCCUGGGAUUGAGGAGGACCUGGAAAAAGAAAAUGGAGACCCCCUUUAUGACCAUGAGUCAUUUGAGUUUGGCAUUUCUCCACAUCAGGUACAAAUUAUGCAUACAAACAGUUAUCACCUGCAGCAUGGUCAAGCAAGUUCAUAUUUUCGACAGUUUACUAAACAACUGCUGAUUUAGAACCACAGAGUUACCGCAAGUCAGCACAAAGACACUGCCUCCACUAUUCCAGCACCAUUUCAACUUAAACAUUUAAAGACCAUCAAAUCAACAAGGCUAUAUAUGCUUAGUUUAAUAUACACACAAAAGAAAAACGUAAAGAUACCAAAAACAGUUUUGUCCAAUCAAUGUUGCUAAAUAUCAUGCGGCUGUCCAUGGUACUGAUUUCUGUGUGUGCGCGCUCACGCAAGUAAAACAAAACAUGCCAUCCUCCUCUCUUUCAUGUUGUCAAAACGGUCUAUGGCUCUGUCAUACGGUACACUUUUAGUUUUUGUUGUCAUAAGCUACCUAGCUAAAAUGCUUGCUAGCCUAACUUCCUUGCAUGGGCAACAAUGAGCCACUAAGUUAGCUAGCUAGUUAAUGUGAGCCUACUAGGCUACAUAUUGAGCUUCAAUUGUCUCAGGUCAGUGGCACAACAUAUGAAUUUAUGGUUAGAUCAGAAUCACAGUCAUAAUCAUUGGCUUGUACAGAGAAUUACGUCAAAACCACAAGUCCAAAUCCCCAUCUCCAUCCAUGGCUUAGGAAAGGGCAUCAACACAAGCAGACCAGAAACUGACAAGUUUUUCUGAAAAUCACGUUUUGCAAUGGAAGUGAUUUGAUUGGUCUGAAGCCAAAUCCAAACUGACCUCCCUUGGGGGGCGUUUUGUUGCACCAGGACAGCCCACAGUUGAGCUCAGCUCAACGCUGAUUGGCUAGUUCUUUUAUAGUUUUUUAUCAAGGAAGGCCAAACGCUUGUUGGCAUCAAUCAAUCAAAUGCUACGGCGGCAACAUGUUAUACUCUUUAGGUCCAGACAGCAUCAGAUACAUGGGCUACACAUACUAAGACAGAGGGGCGCUGUUUCCCUCGCUCAGAUGAUUUCUCUGGUGAGAUUCAGCCACUUGCAAAUUGAUGGAAAAUUAUGAAAACACAGAGAGAGACGAAAGAUCAAUUAUAAUUUGUAGAUGUUUUUUUAUUGGUCAAAUAUUUUUGGGAAGCCUGGCUUCCCUUGGCCCAUGAACACACGCCACUGGUGGUAACACCUGAAAAUACUUAUGAAUACAGGUUAUCUUAACUGAUAAAUGCGUUUUGUAUAUGGAUUGCAUUGGCAGGAUGGGGCACGAUUUCUGGAGAAGUAUUAUGCCUGUGGGAGCAAGUUUCUCACAGUCUUCCCAGAUGGUUCUGCCCAGGUUUUGUAUCCUUUCACAACAUAAGUAAACUCAUUGUUGGAGAUUUUAACUCUACGAUCAUGUAAUAAUCGGUAAUGCAUAUUUUGUUGUGGGUAUCGUCCAUCCUUAUCAUCAUGCCAAACAGCUAUCCCUCUGGCUUCUUGGCCCUGGUCAUAAUCUCUGAUGGAAGAGGAAGGGUAUGCAUUGUACACAAUGACCACUCCCUUGGGCAGCCAAUCAGGGCCCUGUUCCAAUCUGAUGGCAGGGCCACAUGUUACCACGGCAACGGUAAUGUCUGGUAAGACGGGGCCACUCUUUGUGAUUGGUUAUUGGUAAUAAAAAAGGUGUACUUAUUCAGGAAAAUGUCCUGGCCGUAACGUCACUAUGUCUGUAUCCCAGGCUGAGCUUGGACGCAUCAGGAGGUCAGUGUCUGAAUGAUGCGGGGGCCAGGAUCAGAAGGUGGAGUUGGAGAGGCCAAAGCCAGACGCCCACCCCCCUGCGGCCGGUCUUCCUGUCUUUAAACCGCAGCCUGGGGGUGAGGGUCCUGGGACAGGAACACGUGUUUGUCUCUUUCCUGGCUGGUGGCCAACAGGCCAAGUUCAGUGUGGGGGCCUGUGUCCAGGUAAGCAUACGCCAACUCACACUGACAAAUGUACUCAUUCAUAUACACCUGUCCACACCAACACAUGUCCUCUUAGAUGUAUUUGGGGGACUUUGAGCGGUUCUGGAUCGGUUCUGACUGACAUUUUGGUGUACAAAGUGCUCUGUGAACGUUGUAGGGUCCCAUGUCUUAUAGUGCAAGAAAGCCCCAUCUCUCUGCUCUCCUCUCCCACCGGGACUGACUUGAAAUGUCAGGUUUCAGACCCAACAUUUGCAUAGGCCGUGAUGUGUCACAUUUUCUGGCCUAUCCAGACAAAGGAACGAUUUCCUGUUUCUGUGAAACUCACAGCUGCACUUGCAAUAGAGCAUAUUAAACUGGAGAAUCUAGUGGAUGCAACAAUACUAGUUUUAUCUCGCUGUGAUAUUCUCAGACGGAUUUAGCUCUCAACAUUAAAAUAUAGUUAAAAAAUAUGAUUUAGUAAGAUCACUUUCUCUUAAUCACAGAAGGAGGAAAUCACUGAGUCCUUGAAGCUGAAGUUGUAACGAGUCAACACACAUUUCAAUGGGGUCUCUGUGGACGUUUAGGAGAAAAUUAUCUGUUGGCAGUUAUAGCAAAGAAAGAACAAUGAGCCAGAUGUUUCACUUGAUGUAUAAAUCUGAAGCAUCCAGUUGGCAUUUCCACUCACCACCAAAGACGGAGCGUGUGUCACGGUUUCGGCCGAGACUGCUCCUCCUCCUGGUUCGGGCAGGCUUCGGCGUUCGCCGUCCCCGGAGUACUAGCUGCCACCGUUGUAUGUUUCGUGGUGUGAUUGCUUUAGUCUGUCUUGUACACCUGUGUCUGUUUGUGUUCUGAUUACGUGUCCUAUAAGUUCCCUGUUUUGUAUUAGUUAGAUUGUGUGUUGUUGUUUGCCUGUCGUGCGGAGCUGCGUGUUGGCGCUCUGUUAGUUUUGUUUAUUGUUUUACGCAUGUUGCGUAAUUCCCUCGCCUCCGUUUGUUUUCGAGGUCGUGUAUUGUUUUUGUUGCACUUUGGACUAGUAAAGUCUUUUUGGACGAAUCCUCUGUGUCCUGGACCUGACUCCUCCACCACAUCCACAUCGGUUCUUUUGACAGAACAACACACCCUAACUAUGGAGUCAGCAGGAGCAGCGGCGGCACCCAAGUCGCUGGAAGAGCGGAUCAGCUAUCAAGACACCAUGAUCCGGCAACUUGGGGCCGCCAUGGACGAGGUGUCCAACACUCUGCGCCGGUUGGUGACUGGAGAGGUGCCUACGCCUUCUUACUCCAUCCCAUCACCAACGGCCAGUCCUCCUCUCUCAGCACCGGAACCCAGUGGCAUUCGGCUCUCGCUCCCGAGGGCAUAUGACGGUUCUGCAGCCGGGUGUCAGGGGUUCCUCCUGCAGGUGGAACUCUACCUGGCUACCAUACACCCAGCGCCCUCGGGAUACGAGAGCGUCUCCGCCCUCAUCUCCUGUCUAUCCGGCAAGGCGUUGGAGUGGGCCAACGCCGAAUGGAGGGGAAUAGACGCCGCUACCAUCACCUACGCGGAGUUCUCCCGCCGCUUCAGGGCUGUCUUCGAUCACCCACCGGAAGGGAAAGCGGCGGGGGAGCGUCUGUUCCACCUCCGACAGGGGAAGAGGAGCGCACAGGAGUUCGCACUGGAGUUCCGGACGCUAGAGGCGGAUGCGGGGUGGAAUGAGAGGGCCCUCAUCGACCAUUACCGGUGCAGCCUACGAGAGGACGUUCGUCGUGAGCUGGCCUGCAGGGACACCAACCUAUCAUUCGACCAGUUGGUGGACAUCUCCAUACGUCUCGACACCCUGCUGGCUACCCGCGGACGUCCCGAGUGGGUGCCGACCAUUCCACCCUCCAGCACCUCCGAGCCGAUUCCCAUGGAGCUCGGGGGUGCUGGCGCUAGAGAGAGGAGGAGAGAGAACCCGAGGGGGGCCACCCCCUGCACCAACUGUGGCCGUGGAGGACACACCGCGGCCAGGUGCUGGGGAGGGUCUCCUGGGAGAGGGGACAACUGGUCACGCACUGGGGAGUCAUUUCAGGUGAGUAGGCGCCCCACUUACCCAGAGCUUUCUGUUGGUCACAUGAGUAUUCCUGUGAGAUUUCCACAGGUGGCACCUCAUUCCCAGCAUAAGGCGCUAGUAGAUUCAGGCGCAGCUGGGAAUUUUAUUGAUCGGGCAUUUUGUUAUAGGUUUGGAAUUCCCCUUCGGCCGGUAGAAGCCCCCUUUCCUGUCCACGCCUUAGACAGCCGGCCGUUGGGGUCGGUGCUGAUCAGAGAAGUCACAGCACCACUUACUAUGACGACGCAGGGGGGUCAUGAGGAGAUCAUUCAGUUUUAUCUGAUUGACUCUCCUGCGUACCCCGUGGUGUUGGGGCUUCCCUGGUUAAGCACCCAUGAUCCUACCAUUGCGUGGCAACAGAGGGCUCUUAUGGAGUGGUCUGCCCAGUGUGUAGGGAGAUGUCUAGGUGUUUCCUUAGGGGCGACCUCGGUUGAGAGUCCGAACCAAGUGCCCGCACUGCGCAUUCCCCCUGAGUAUGAGGACUUAGCACUCGUGUUCAGCAAGACGAGGGCAACACGGCUACCACCUCAUAGACAGGGGGACUGUGCGAUAAAUCUCCAAACAGGAGCGGCUCUUCCGCGGAGCCGUGUGUAUCCCCUGUCUCAAGAGGAGACAGCGGCUAUGGAGACUUACAUAGCCGAGUCCUUGGCACAGGGAUACAUACGGUCCUCCACUUCCCCGGUUUCCUCGAGUUUCUUCUUUGUGAAGAAGAAGGACGGGGGUUUGCGCCCGUGUAUUGAUUACCGUAGUCUCAAUCAGAUCACGGUUAAGUACAGUUACCCUCUUCCACUGAUUGCGACUAUGACGGAGUCAUUACGCGGAGCGCAGUUCUUCACAAAGUUGGAUCUCAGGAGCGCGUACAAUCUGGUGCGCAUUAGGGAGGGGGAUGAAUGGAAAACGGCAUUUAGCACCACCUCGGGUCAUUACGAGUAUCUCGUCAUGCCAUACGGGCUAAUGAAUGCUCCUUCAGUCUUCCAAUCCUUUGUUGACGAGAUUUUCCGGGACAUGCAUGGGCAGGGUGUGGUAGUGUACAUCGACGACAUCCUAGUGUACUCUUCUACACGAGCCGAGCAUGUAGCCCUGGUGCGCCGAGUGUUGAGAAGACUGUUGGAGCAUGACUUGUAUGUCAAGGCAGAGAAAUGCCUGUUCUUCCAGGAGUCCGUCUCCUUUUUGGGUUAUCGGUUGUCCGCGUCUGGUGUGGAGAUAGAGGUAGACCGUGUGUCGGCCGUGCGUAAUUGGAAAACUCCAACCACUGUAAAAGAGGUGCAGCAGUUCUUGGGUUUUGCUAAUUACUACCGGAGGUUUAUUCGGGGCUUUGGACAGGUUGCAGCGCCCAUUACGUCCCUGUUAAAGGGGGGUCCGGUUCGUCUGCAGUGGUCAGCUGAGGCGGACAGGGCAUUUGUCAAACUGAAGAACCUGUUCACCUCGGCCCCGGUGCUGGCGCAUCCGGAUCCCUCUUUCUCUUUACCAUUCCAAGUAGAGGUAGACGCGUCCGAGACCGGUAUUGGGGCAGUCCUGUCACAACGGUCCGGCACGCCACCUAAGCUCCGCCCCUGUGCGUUCUACUCUAAGAAACUCAGCUCGGCGGAGCGCAAUUAUGACGUUGGGGACAGGGAGCUGUUAGCUGUAGUCCAGGCCCUAAAGGUGUGGAGGCAUUGGCUUGAGGGGGCUCAACACCCUUUCCUCAUUCUGACCGAUCACCGUAACCUGGAGUACAUCCGGGCAGCUAGGAGAUUGAACCCUCGUCAGGCUAGGUGGAACAUGUUCCUGACCCGGUUUGUUUUUAAGAUCACAUACAUCCCAGGGACCCAGAACGGUAAGGCAGACGCCCUGUCCCGGCGGUAUGACACAGAGGAGAGGUCCAUUGAGCCCACUUCCAUACUGCCGGAGUCUUGUCUGGUGGCUCCGGUGGUAUGGGAGGUCGAUACGGAAAUCGAGCGGGCACUGCGUGCCGACCCUACUCCCCCCGAGUGUCCUGUGGGGCGGAAGUACGUUCCGCUCGAGGUUCGUGAUCGUCUUAUUUAUUGGGCUCAUACAUCACCCUCCUCUGGACAUCCAGGUAUUGGCCGGACAGUGCACUGCCUUAGCGUGAAAUACUGGUGGCCAACGUUAGCUAAGGAUGUGAGGGUUUAUGUCUCCUCCUGCUCGGUGUGCGCCCAGUGUAAGGCGCCUAGACAUUUGCCCAGGGGUAAGUUACAUCCCCUGCCCGUUCCACAACGACCAUGGUCCCACCUCUCGGUGGAUUUUGUGACCGACCUACCCCCUUCCCAGGGGAAUACCACCAUUUUGGUCGUUGUGGAUCGGUUUUCCAAGGCCUGUCGUCUCCUCCCAAUGCCGGGUCUCCCUACUGCCCUACAGACCGCCGAGGCCCUAUUUACCCACGUGUUCCGGCACUAUGGGGUCCCCGAGGAUAUUGUGUCUGACCGAGGUCCCCAGUUUACCUCCAGAGUCUGGGGGGCGUUCAUGGAACGCUUGGGGGUCUCGGUGAGCCUUACCUCGGGGUACCACCCAGAGAGCAAUGGGUAGGUUGAACGAGUCAACCAGGAUGUGGGUAGGUUUUUGAGGUCCUAUUGCCGGGACCGGCCGGAGGAGUGGUCCAGGUAUAUCCCCUGGGCCGAGAUGGCCCAGAACUCUCUCCGCCACUCCUCCACUGGGUUAACACCUUUCCAGUGUGUUUUAGGGUAUCAGCCGGUCCUGGCACCGUGGCACGAGAGCCAGAUCGAGGCCCCUGCGGUGGACGAGUGGAUUCGGCGCUCGGAGGAGACGUGGGACGCUGCCCAUGUCCAUCUGCAGCGGGCCAUCCGUCAACAAAAGGCGAGCGCCGAUCGCCACCGCAGUGAGGGACCGGUGUACGCACCGGGAGAUCGAGUCUGGCUCUCGACUCGAAACCUGCCCCUCCGCCUGCCCUGCCGGAAGCUGGGUCGGCGGUUUGUGGGGCCCUUCAAAGUCCUGAGAAGAUUGAACGAGGUGUGUUACAGGUUACAACUGCCUAUUGAAUACAAAAAUAUUAACCCCUCGUUCCAUGUGUCUCUUCUCAGGCCGGUGGUAGCUGGCCCACUCCAAGAAGAUGAGAUAGGAGAGACCCCUCCGCCCCCUUUGGACAUCGAGGGGGCCCCGGCGUACAGGGUCCGGACCAUCUUGGACUCGAGGCGCCGGAUGAGUGGUCUCCAGUAUCUCGUGGAGUGGGAGGGGUACGGUCCGGAGGAACGGUGCUGGGUGCCUAGGAGGGACAUCCUCGAUCCAUCCCUCCUGACUGAGUUCCGCCGUGGGCAUCCCACGCGCCCGGGUCCGCGUCCUCCUGGCCGUCCCCGAGGCCGGGGUCGGCGCACGGCUGGAGCCGCGCGUCAAGGGGGGGGUACUGUUACGGUUUCGGCCGAGACUGCUUCUCCUCCUGGUUCGGGCAGGCUUCGGCGUUCACCGUCCCCGGAGUACUAGCUGCCACCGUUGUAUGUUUCGUGGUGUGAUUGCUUUAGUCUGUCUUGUACACCUGUGUCUGUUUGUGUUCUGAUUACGUGUCCUAUAAGUUCCCUGUUUUGUAUUAGUUCGAUUGUGUGUUGUUGUUUGCCUGUCGUGCGGAGCUGCGUGUUUGCGCUCUGUUAGUUUUGUUUAUUGUUUUACGCAUGUUGCGUAAUUCCCUCGCCUCCGUUUGUUUUCGAGGUCGUGUAUUGUUUUUGUUGCACUUUGGACUAGUAAAGUCUUUUUGGACGAAUCCUCUGUGUCCUGCGCCUGACUCCUCCACCACAUCCACAUCGGUUCUUUUGACAGCGUGAUGGAUUUUGUCCAACAUUCUGCUAAUUUUAUCAUUGAUGAAACAUUUGAUCUUAAUACAGUUUUCUGUUCCUAAAACUAGAAUAUGUUAAGAACAGAGUGCACUAAGCUUUGUAGACUUUACCCUUUGCCAAAGUUUCUAAAAAUUGCGUUGUUUAGGAGUGGAAGGGCGAAUUGAGUUAUUGCACAUGCACACUUCAGAGUAGGCGUUCUCUAAUGGAAAUAUGCAAAUACAUGCUAGAAUACGCUUGGCUCUGCCCACCUCCUUGCUUGUUCUGUCCACUAUGAUUAAUUUGCUCCCAUUGCGGUCUAUCUUGGGUUAGUUAUAAAAAAUAUUUGGUUAUAUGAAAUAGUGCUAAUAUUGUACUGUCACUAGGUAUGACCAUAUUUAUUUUACAGUUAUAUGAAAUCUUAUAAUAAGUAAUUUAUAAUUUGAUUGUUACUAUAUUUAAAAGCAUUUCAGUCAUUUCAAGCGCUAUUGCCCCACUUUUGUUGAAUAGGAAAAAUAUAUAUAUGAUUUUUCAUAAUAUUUGUACUAUGUACUUGAGCUCAAAAGUGAGUACAUCUCAGCAAUUUAUAACAAUUUUUACCAGAAAUGUUGAGAGUCUAUUUAAGUGGAAAUCAACAUUUUGCCCUGUCAUUCAACUAGAAAUCUUUAUAAAAUCAUUUUUUAAAAUUAUUAUUCUUAUUCUUAACAGCCAGUGUCUCGGGGGAUCAUUCAGGCUCCAGGUCCAUCCAUAUCCAAGGAGGAGUUGAUUCUGUUGGCUGGACGGAUAAGGGUCCAUCAGGUCAUUAGGUAUCUCCACCACUGCCUGCGCUCCCCCUCCAACCCAAGGCCUCUGAGGGCUGUACUAGCCCCCCGCCUCGUCUUUCUGGCCAAGAGGUUACUGGACUUGAGUUUCUCCCAUCGGCUUGAGGAGAGUGAGAAGGCCUUUGUCCACAGGUGUCUCCAGGAUUGCCUGUGA
Messenger RNA from Coregonus sp. 'balchen', 11131 nucleotides. The record is from the annotation of a GenBank genome assembly. Lineage: Eukaryota; Metazoa; Chordata; Actinopteri; Salmoniformes; Salmonidae.